Sphenostylis stenocarpa is the source of this 603-nucleotide messenger RNA. The record is from the annotation of a GenBank genome assembly. NCBI's taxonomy places the organism in Eukaryota, Viridiplantae, Streptophyta, Magnoliopsida, Fabales, Fabaceae.
AUGGGGGGGCAACAAAAGAAUAAUAGUCAAACUCAGAGAAGAAGGAACGAAAUUAUGGGUUUUACAGUUUCUCUCAAGCCUUUGGGGUUUGACCUCGUGCAGAACUGUGAUCUUCCUCCACCUUCCAAGUUUUUCAUGGGUCCAGAUAAGAGGGUGAUGUUGUCCACGAAUAGGACCUAUGACAUUACAGGCAAAGGAGAAGAGGAAGAUAGCAAGCAAUCCCGUGCUUACAGGAUGGAAAAUGGUGAUGAUGAAAGGAAUAAAAUGGAGCUUCUGAAGGCCCUACAAGCAUCUCAGACGCGUGCCAGGGAGGCAGAAAAGAAGGCUGCAUUUCUGAAAAAAGAAAGGGAUGGUCUUUCUAUGGUUUUGUUGGGGGAGGCCAUGCAUUUGUUUGCAUAUCGCCAACAGGUGAGAUUGCUUGAGCUUCAAGUUUUGCACUUGCAACAAUCCCAUUGGCUGCAUCAGCAAACAGAGGGAGAUGUAGGAUCAUCCAAGGGAGUUGGACAUGAAGAAGAAUCUACUAGUGUUGCAUGGGUUCUGGCUUUGGUUCUUUCGUUGGGAAUUGGAGUCAGCACUGCACUAGCUUGCAGACACUAUUUGUAA